GAGGGAAGCUUCCUGCAACAACUUCAUGAUGAAACGCCGCUGCCACGUAGAGGACCAACUGUUGCUGCAGCUUCUGCACAUUUUUUGUUAAAAACUCUUAAAGUUUGUCCUGCUGUUGCUCCUGAAAGCCGUGUGUCAGCAUGCUGCUGGCUCUGCUGAGCUGGCUGUCCUCCUCCCUGCUGCUGUCUGUUAGCGGGGGGAAGUUGCCCGAGGCUGAGGUGCAGAUUGAAGUUCUGUACAGACCUUUCCUCUGUCACCGAAAGUCCAAGAAUGGGGACAUCCUGCUGGUGCACCAUGAUGGGUACUUAGAGAAUGGGACCAUGUUUCACUCCAGUCGAAAUGAGGGGGACAAGCAGCCAGUAUGGUUCACACUUGGCAUCAAAGAAGUGAUGAAAGGCUGGGAUAAAGGUCUGCAGGACAUGUGCUCUGGAGAGAAGAGGAAACUGGUCAUACCUCCUGCUUUGGCCUAUGGGAAAGAAGGAAAGGGUAAGAUCCCACCUGAAAGCACCUUGACCUUCGUCAUCGAGGUGUUUGAGAUCAGAAAUGGACCGAGGUCACACGAGUCCUUCCAGGAAAUGGACCUCAAUGAUGACUGGAGGCUCUCCAGGCAAGAGGUGAAAGAAUAUCUGAGGAAGGAGUUUGAGCGUCACGGCUACCCUCCCAACGACACCGCACACGAAAACAUGCUGGAGGACAUCUUUGCCAAAGAGGAUAAGAACAAGGACGGCUUCAUAUCCUCCAGAGAGUUCACUUACAAACACGAUGAACUCUAAAGUGCUGGAGUUAUUUUGGUGCAGAGUUUAUUGCAAAGACUCUCUCAGGUGUCUGGUGUCUAAAAGUAUUUCAGUUUUAUAGAUGCAUUAUGUUUGUGUGGUGUGUGGAACGUCAACCUCUCAUGUAUGUGAAGCUGUGUGUGGUAGCUGUUGUUUUUUUUUACUUUACUCUUAGUCAGGGACCCUUUAAACUUGUCUGUGCUUGUCUAGUCGGAGGUGGGAGUUCUGUGUAAAAUUGCGUCCUAUGCUUGGGACACACUAGCUUAGCCGAUGCGUAUCUGUAGAUCAAUCAAGCUGUGUCUUUCUGAACAGAAAAGAUGGAUCCACUGCACCAGACGUAACCAAACAUUUAUAUUAUCGGAAGUUAUUUUAUCGCCAGGCUGUGUGGCUACUUGAGAGCCCAUGGCCUUGACAAGAACCUAUUUCUGCAAGACGAUGAGUGCAUCUCAUGCCUCUCAUCUGCUCCAGAAGAGACUCUGGCCAUGUCGCUCCAGAUGUACUGGUAAUUGAAAUGGGGGGAAACAGCAUUGGCUUGGGGGGCCAACAUGAGGGUGGAUCUGCUACGCUGCGUGAAAGCAGAUGUUCUUGAAACACAGCAGCUGUUUCCCAGCACACCCAGCUCACUCACAGCUGUCUGACAUCCUCCCCCGUUGAAACUGGAGGGGUCAGGUGGCAAGGUCCAGCUAUGGACCGGAGAGAACCCGCUGAUUGAUCAACGGAGCCAUGACUGGUUUUUCAAGAGAGAAUAACUUCUACUCAAAUCAACACACUAACAUUAAUUUAAAUAAUUUGGCGGAUGAUGGUGUGCACCCACUUAAUGAGUUUCAUAAGAUCUAUGAAUCUGCGUAUCAGGAUGCAGAUGCCAGCAUGUGACUCAGCCUAUGGGUAAUAAUCCUGCCCAUGUUUUACUGAGCCGUCCACUGUCAGUGCUGUAAUAGAUAAUAAAUGUAAAAAUUGUUCUGCUGAUGUCAGCCACCACUUUGUCCCCUGUGUCUGUUUUGUAACUGUUCUGUUGAUCAUUUGGUGUUUGAAUAAAAUUAUACAUUGG
Mugil cephalus (flathead mullet) is the source of this 1821-nucleotide messenger RNA. RefSeq names its product peptidyl-prolyl cis-trans isomerase FKBP14-like. The coding region runs from base 141 to 773 and encodes 210 amino acids. The record is from RefSeq and is a predicted model, not a curated record. NCBI's taxonomy places the organism in Eukaryota, Metazoa, Chordata, Actinopteri, Mugiliformes, Mugilidae. Gene Ontology annotation, molecular function: calcium ion binding; peptidyl-prolyl cis-trans isomerase activity. The transcript has 4 exons.